AUGUCUAGCGUUUUCCCCGUUCGUGGUCAGCCCGAUAGUGAUCGGGAUUACCGUCAUCCUCGGACCAGGGCGGAGCGUGUGCUCAAGCGAGAUCCUAACAAGGGUCGUCGCGCGACCGCGGAGCCCGCGGGGUCCAUUCUAGCCUCACCCGGCCAACAGAGCAUGACCAUCGAGGAUGAGUGGGCCCUUUUGCCUCCUUUGAACGAGGUUAUUGAGGCGGUCGAUACCUUCACCUGUCACUACUUUCAGCUCGGCUUUAUCCCGAAGCAACGUUUUCCCGAACGCCUUGCGCAGGAUCACCUUUCCAUCAACAUGGGAAUUGCUAUUAGGAUGGCUAUCUUGAUGCAGCUCCAUCGAGAAGAGACGUACAAUUCAGAAAACCGCUCGUUUGACGACAUCAUCCGAGCUGAAUCCGCGCGUCGCACCUUGGUAAGGUUUACCUCUGUCGCGGUUUCGUGGAUGCUUCACAGUCAAGACAACCUUCACUCCGGCCCGGUAUCCCCUGUAUCGCUCUCGGCGAGUGACAUCACUACCCUCCUCCCCUGCGAUGAAGAUAGCUUCGCAAAUGGCAAGAUUCCCGAGUCGCGCGCCGCGCUCGAAGAUACCCCUCCUGCUAUUGAAAACCCCGAUCUCCUCAUCGAUCCCAACCGCUCGCUUUUUGCAUCGCUUAUACAAAUCCAUUACUACUGGGGCUCCAUCGCCCGUCGAGCCAUGGAGCGUAAGAGGCAUUUCCCACGGUACCGGGAUCCGGGGAGUGAGUUUGGAAGGUGGGUGGACAAGCUCAGGUCAUGGGAAGAAAAUCUCCCUAAAGACCACACUUGGAGUCCGAUGAUGUUGAGAGGCUACAAAACUGACCGGCAGAAUCUGGCGUAUCUCGGCGUGACGAUGAUGACGAGACUCUGUAAUAUAGUCCUGCGCAGGGGCACUUACAUAGUUUGCCCGGACCAAAGCAUCUCCAUAAAGGGUCUCACCAUGCUUCAUCGUACCAUGGAAAUCCUCGACGAAUGCAAAAACACCUGGCCGCUAGCCUCUCGGUGGCUUGAAGCGCUUGAAGCGCUUGAGAAAUCAUCCCGCGACCCGAAGGGUCCUCUAUCGUUGCCUUCGAAGGAAGCAUGGCGGAUGGGUCAUAUUCUCGAGGCUGGCCCCACCACCCCGCAAAGCACCCAGGACAUGUAUGACCCCUCGGGUGCCUAUUACUCGCCCGCAACGACGACCUUCGGCCCCGGUAACGACGGAUUCGAGGCCGAAUUGCAGUUCUAUCUUGAUGGAGAGCAGGCCUGGCCUGGCACCAACGCACUCUUCUCUCUCUACGAUACCGCCUAA
Parascedosporium putredinis is the source of this 1323-nucleotide messenger RNA. The record is from the annotation of a GenBank genome assembly. Lineage: Eukaryota; Fungi; Ascomycota; Sordariomycetes; Microascales; Microascaceae.